AUGGACAAAGAUACAUUGAACAAGCGCACCCGAGUGUCUAGGGCACUUUUGACCAGUUCCGAACCAUCCGCAAUGACCUCAAGGACUACUAUCAACAGAGACAUGCUGAUGGUGCCCGGCGGCUCCUCAACCCACAGUACGAUGUCGCCAGAGGUGCAGCCAUUUCCUUUUCCCGCUAUAGCCUUUCAACAGGCCCCCCUGUCAGAUGCCCGCAGCAUGUCUGGGUCAGUCCCCUACGCCUUUGACCAAACACAGCCCCUCCAUCAAAGGAAGCCAGAAGUUGGCACCCACUACUUUCAGGAUCAAGAGUCCUAUCCGCCUCUAUUCUCACACCAGACCAUACCACCGCAGUCAUUCGGUCCCGAAAUUGAAUCCUUCCCCCCAGCCAUACCAACCACAGACGGGGCAUACUUUCCCAUUGAUCAAGAAGAAUGGCUCGCGAUAGCAGUAUCACAAUCAUCUCCUAACCCCACAAAUGCCGACUAUUAUCUCCCAGAGUCAGCUCCGUCCUCCUUCUCUCAAUCACGGCUAACCCCCGUAACCACCGCAUCUUUAUCUUCCGCUACCACCGCAGACCUUGACUUCGAGCUAGAUCUCGACCUCGAUCUCGACGAUCUCCAACUUCAAUCACUCUCCGACACCUCCUCCGCCCGCAGCCAGACGCGAGAUCUAAACAACUAUGGUAUUCAAAAUCCCGACGGAACCUGGCGUUGCGCAUACCCCGGCUGCUCCUCGCACGCCGUCUUCCGUCGGGGCUGUGAUCUCCGGAAACACUAUAAUCGUCACCGCAAACAUCUCUUUUGCCGGUACGAAGGGUGCCCACAGGCUGUGCGGGGCGGGUUCUCCAGCAAGAAAGACCGAGACCGGCAUGAGGCCAAACACAACCCAGAGAUUCCUUGUGAGUGGGAUGGGUGUCAGCGGGUAUUUAGUAGGGUAGACAACAUGAAGGAUCAUGUGAGGAGAAUUCAUAAGAGGAGGGAGACUUGA
Messenger RNA from Aspergillus vadensis CBS 113365, 987 nucleotides. RefSeq names its product putative C2H2 transcription factor. Gene Ontology annotation, cellular component: nucleus. Gene Ontology annotation, biological process: regulation of transcription by RNA polymerase II. The transcript has 2 exons. Bases 1 to 987 code for a protein of 328 amino acids. Lineage: Eukaryota; Fungi; Ascomycota; Eurotiomycetes; Eurotiales; Aspergillaceae. The record is from RefSeq and is a predicted model, not a curated record.